UAGAGAAGAAUCGAUGACGUAUACACAACCGCAUGAGUCGAAUUUGACAGUUUUCCUCUGUUUUUUCAGAAUUUAGUGAUUAUCUUACGUCUCUCAAGACCAAGGAUUUGACGAACAUGUCUUUCCAUAUGGCACACCCAUCAGUAAGAAUGAAAGGCUCUGAGGCAGACUGGGCUCCUGUCCAGUGCACAGACUCUGAGUGUACCCAAUCCACCAGAGGUCCACACUUGCAUUGUCCAUUCUGCCCCCAGGAGAGUCUCUUCACCGAUCAGGUCCUUCUCAAAGCUCACUACAGGGUCAAGCAUGUGGAUAAAGGAAUAGAUUUUGGGGGUCUCAAAAUUCUACGUUGCUGUCGUCCCUGCAUUGUCCAUGGCAUCAUCCAUGAGCAGAAGUGUUUUAAGGGUGCCCACUGGCACUGUUAUCACUGCCGAAACGGGUUCAGCAGGAGGGACGAGGCCACCAAACACUACCAGCAGCACUUCCGCCACCCAGAGACCACAAUACAGAUAGUCAUUACUCGGGAUGUCAACCAGAUCUUCACUACCUAUUCAAACACAGAGCCCACCAGUACUAGUCUUGUGACGCACCUCAUAGUGCCCCAGUCAAACCAGGCAGUUGAGGCGGACACGUCCGCUGACCCUGAGCAGACCGACGGGCAACAGGUUCAGUACCAAUACACUUGUGUCGAUGACAGUGACCAAAGCACCACUGAUCGCGAAGUUGUGCUCAUCGAGAUACCAGCAGAUGGUAACAAAGGGGACCUGGAGGCAGGGCCUUGCUGCACGGAGCACGACUUGUCUCUGCUGCUACAGGAGAAGGAGCAACUUGAGAAGACUCUCCAGGAAGAGAGGGCUAAGUGGGCCGAGAAGGAGCACCGGAUGAAAGGCACCAUUGACAGACUUCGCGCAAAGGUUGAGUACUUGUCCAACACAAACACCUCGCUCAAACAGCAGCUGUCGAUGAUGCACACGUCCAGUCUGAAGCGACUGACCCACAAUGAUGACCACCAGUCCAUCUUGGAGGAGUUGGUGCAGCACAUGUCAGAGGAACACAACCAGCUGCUACAUCACCACCUGGCACAGCUGCGGCUCUUUGCCGAAGCCUGCAACCUGUCCAAAGUGGGCCGGGAGGAGCCGUCCGCAUCCAAGCCAGACUCGGUCCUGGUGUCAGGCCUGGCGGACCAGUCGCAAAACAUCUCACAGAUGACAAUAAUGCCAUCCUCUGAGGAUGCCUUGGGAACAAUGGAGCAGACAGUUGUCAUGACGAUAACGGCUGAGGAGAACUCUGAAGCACUUACAAGUGUCGUGGGCAGUCAAGAGAAUUCUGUGGAGCCCGACACCUUGUCAUUUGACAAGGAUGUCCAAAUGUCACCAAAUGACAUUCCAUACCAACUGACGGGCAAGGGGCUGUCACCAAAGAGCAGUACCUCUGAAUCAGGACAUUUAUACCAGUCAAAUGUCGCCCAUUCCCCUCACCGUGGGAGCUGUGGCAUGACACAGCCCCACUUCCCCAAGGACAAAAGUCUGAAACUUAUGCUGUCAGAAGGUUCGCCAAAAAUAUUCUGUGCAGACAGCUUUGAUAAGAGGACAUUUGAAGAUGACAUUUCUAAUGAGGGACCUCCGUUAAAGCGACAGAUGACCAGUGCCCUCAAAGCCAGUUGACCCAAUGACCAGAAUCAUAGGAAGAUGUAGAAUUAUCACCCGAGUUGUUACCAGGGAGUCUUUUUCACUUUUUUUAUUUCACAGCAUUCAUGUAUAUCAGCAUUGUUUUUCCAGAACUUCUUGGUAGCUUUGGCAAAAAUCUUUCAGUGUUGUGCUGUUGAAGAGUUCUUCUUUUACCCCUCCGUGCAAGGAUGCAACCAAGUUAUCAUAUUAGUCAAAAUCAAAUGACCCCCAAGUGUCUGUGCACCUAGGUAAAUCAAGUGGAAGGAAUUUUGACUGACUUUUACAGGAAAACGUUUGUGUAUGAGAUUCUGCUCAAUUGGAAGGAUGAAUAAAUGAUUGAUAAACAUAAAUGUGUGUAAGACAAA
Molecule: messenger RNA, 2029 nt
Organism: Acanthaster planci (crown-of-thorns starfish)
Lineage: Eukaryota; Metazoa; Echinodermata; Asteroidea; Valvatida; Acanthasteridae
Source: RefSeq, a predicted model, not a curated record